Molecule: messenger RNA, 1344 nt
Organism: Aaosphaeria arxii CBS 175.79
Lineage: Eukaryota; Fungi; Ascomycota; Dothideomycetes; Pleosporales
Product: structure-specific endonuclease subunit SLX1
Exons: 1
Coding region: 234-1307 (357 amino acids)
Biological process (GO): double-strand break repair via homologous recombination
Cellular component (GO): Slx1-Slx4 complex
Molecular function (GO): 5'-flap endonuclease activity; crossover junction DNA endonuclease activity
Source: RefSeq, a predicted model, not a curated record
CAACAAGCCGCAUAAUAUUGUUUACUUCUGCCUUAACCCUCGACAAUCACAAACAAACAGUAUUUAGUAUCAACAACGAAUAUUGCGGAAUAGCGGUCGGAAAACUACCUGAUUUCUCCUGUUGAUCUGACGAUGCGCCACCCUUAAUGUUUACAUUACACUUUCCAUCCAUCGGCUCCAUCUAAUAGGACCAACCCAUUCCCACAACACAACACAAAACAAUACACAACAUCAUGAACGCACACGACAAACCCAUCCCUGCGUUCUACUGCUGCUACCUCCUCCGCUCAAAGAGCCACAAAACAUUCUACAUCGGCUCCACUCCCAACCCAGCCAGGCGCCUCGCCCAGCACAACGGCGACAGCAAGGGCGGCGCAAAACACACCUCCGCCCAGAAAAGCCGGCCCUGGGAAAUGACCUGCAUCGUCACUGGCUUUCCCUCAAGAUACGCUGCCCUUCAAUUCGAAUGGAGCUGGCAGAACACGCAUGAGACGAGGCACAUCGAAGCUCACGUCCGGACAGCACGUGCAGAAGCGGCACGGGCGAACAAUAAGAAGAAAUCAGACCAGCCUCUCAAAUCCCUCAAAGCGAGGCUGGAGAAUCUCUGCUACCUGUUAGGAGUCGAAAGUUUCAGGAGAUGGCCGCUGCAGAUUCGGUUUUUCUCCGUGGAUGUUUAUAAGGCUUUCUAUAAACAUACUGCGCAGAUGACACCAGGCUUACGCAAGGAUGUCAAAGUCAUAUUAACGCCAGCAGACCUCUCGAGUAUCGCACCGGACCCAUCGCUUCAGAACGGUGUAUAUGGAAUUCCAACCGUCAUACGUGACAUAUCUGUCGCUUACGAAGAUGUCAAGAGCCAUGUAGAGAAAGCGAAGACAUUGCUGGAGACUGCUCCGAUCCAUACCUGUGCAGUAUGCCGGAGCGCGAUAGAAACUAAGACCUCACUCUUCCUAGUAUGCUCCGCUCUGGGUUGUAGUACUACUUCUCAUGUGAAUUGCCUCUCAGCAACGUUCCUCCGAGAAGAAGGAAGUACCACUGGAGCCAUCAUUCCAAUAAGAGGAACAUGUCCCGGCUGCAAGACUCAAGUCGAGUGGGCCGACAUGGUAAAGGAACUAAGUCUACGAAUUCGCGGCCAGGAAGAGAUCGACACCUUAUUCAAGCCGAAACGAAGGAAACGGGUCAAUAGCGCAUCUGAGGCAGAAGCACAACUCUCCACUGAAGACGACGAGGAUCUAGAUGAAACUUGGAUGCAAGACGUCGAGCAUGCAGAAGACGAAUUCCCAGACAUUGACGACAUAGCUAGAUCAUAAUGCAAAACAUGAACAUAAUGAUAUCUUUAUACUUAUG